Molecule: messenger RNA, 204 nt
Organism: Acaulospora colombiana
Lineage: Eukaryota; Fungi; Glomeromycota; Glomeromycetes; Diversisporales; Acaulosporaceae
Source: the annotation of a GenBank genome assembly
AUGAGAGGUAUACCAUUUUUCUGCCCAACUUCCUAUUAUUACGAACCACAAGUGGAAGAGUUAGAAAUUUUAUCUACCGGUGUUCAUGGGGAAAAUAAUGAAUCAAAAGAGUUAGGGGGUGAAAGGGAUGUGAAUAUGAGCAAAGAUUUUGAAAGAGAGGCCGAGGGGAUAGAGAGUACAGCAGAACCAGCUCGGGGCGAUUAG